Trichosurus vulpecula (common brushtail) is the source of this 1528-nucleotide messenger RNA. RefSeq names its product myelin-oligodendrocyte glycoprotein-like. NCBI's taxonomy places the organism in Eukaryota, Metazoa, Chordata, Mammalia, Diprotodontia, Phalangeridae. Gene Ontology annotation, biological process: T cell receptor signaling pathway; regulation of cytokine production. The record is from RefSeq and is a predicted model, not a curated record. Gene Ontology annotation, molecular function: signaling receptor binding. Gene Ontology annotation, cellular component: external side of plasma membrane. The coding region runs from base 286 to 1128 and encodes 280 amino acids. The transcript is spliced from 9 exons.
UGUCACUUUCGGUUUCUGAGUUACUGCAGCUAGCUAGUCCGCGCUGGCAGCAGAGCCCCUUCCUCAUAGAGACCGAUCCCCAAGCAGGAGUCCCCAGGCCUGGAUACGACCGUCUUUCACUGAUAGUGAGAGUGCAGCUUCGACCCGUCUGUCCCUUCUGUAGACUCAUCCGCUCCAGAGACCCAGAGGCGCGCCCCCUGAAAUCAACCCGAGGACACUUCACUAACUGCUGGACAUAUCAUCAUUUUAUCCUUACAGUCACUCUGGUGGGUAGGAGCAGGUGUGAUGGAGACCAUCAAUCACUCAGGGACUCUCUUCAAAUUCCUUGUCUCCUUCCUCCUCCUCGACAUACCCACUCAGGCCUCAGAUGACUUCUUAGUGUUUGGACCUACAGCACCUGUCCAGACUUCAGUGGGAGGAGAAGCAGCAUUAUCAUGUCACCUGUCACCUCCUCAGAAUGCCCAGAAUAUGCUAGUGCUCUGGUCCAAAUCCCAGGAUACAGUAUAUCGCUAUGAAAAGGGAGAGGAACCUUCGGACGAGCAGUCGCCUAAUUACCAAGGGAGGACAGAGCUGGUGAAAGAUGCCAUCACUGUGGGGAAUGUCACACUGAAGAUAUGGAAUGUGAAACCUUCAGAUGCAGGAGAGUAUAUAUGUUCUUUUUCUGAUAUGUCACAAUCAGCAAAAGCAUCAGUGGAGCUGAAGGUCAUAGAACCACCAACCCUAUUUGAGUCCUAUCCUGUCUGGUGGAGUGUGAUUGGCAUCCUGGCAUUGGGGCAGCUCAGCAUCCUCUUUUACUACAGCUGGAAAACCUACCAGUUCAGAGAGAAUUUCCUAGUCAGUUGGACUCAUAAGGCGGGAGUGGUGAUCCUGGCAGUUUUUUGGUGUUUGCUGAUGAGUUUCCUUAUUUACUACAUCGUGGAUAUGUCUGGCUGUAGAGGCAUGGAAGACCUGGAUGAGUGGGUUCAGAAGGACCAGGUAUAUUUGGCACUGUUGACAUUCCUUCCUCUACUGCCAACACUCCUAUUUGUGGCUGUUGAUUUCCAUGGCAAGCGCAGGGCAAGAGCGAACUCUGCUCGAAAUCGAUCUGGACAACAUACAGAAAGUAUGAGCCUGAAUGCAUCAAGUUGACAUGUAUAAGAAGCAGCAACAGCAACAGAUUUUGUGACUCUGCCUUUCCAUUAUCCUAAUGAAGAGGAUUUAGUUCCCUUCCCUGAGUCUCCAUCAUCCUAUCCUAGACUUUCUUUACUCCCAUCCUUCUCUCACAUCCACAUGCCUUAUUUUUUAAAUUUUUUAUUUAGUAUUUUAUUUUUCCCCAGUUACAUGUAAAAACAAUUUUAAUAUUUGUUUUUAAAACUUUGAGUUCCAAAUUCUCUCCCUCCCCAUCCCCCUGCAUUGAGAUCGUAAGCAAUUUGAUAUAGAUUAUACAUGCGUGGUCAUGCAAAACAUAUUCGUAAUAGUCAUGUUGUAAAAGAAAACAUAGACAAAAAACAACUCAAGAAAAAUAAAGAAAAAGCGUGCUUCAAUCUGU